AUGGACGGAUACCCAGUUGGAAGCCUGGAUCACAACAUCCCGCACAUCGUUGUCGCGGGCCUGACGUCGGAUCCCACACGAGACCUGCCUUUGAACGCAGAGCUUCGAGACCAGGCCCUCCUCCUUCGGUCAGAACUACCGAGCGUAGAAAGCCAGGAUGCCGAGGCUUUGAUAGAGUAUAUCGUGCGCCAGGAUGGAAGAAACCACCCUUGGAACGGGAGGGACAGCGGGAAACCGUACAAGCUGCGGGUCACCGUGGCUGGUCGAUCUCUUGUCCUUCCUCCCCGUCGCGCCAGGCUUCCAGAGGGCAUCGAGGCUCCUGAGACACCCGCCGUCUUGCACUCACCCUUUUCACCCCUCAGUCCGGUAUCACCUCUGUAUCCCGACGGCUUGAUGAAUACGGAUUGGCUCCAGAAGCAUGAGGACUUGGUUCCCAGCGUCUAUGUGUCGUUUUACACCUUGACAGCCGAUCCCACACUUGCGACGCUUCACGACAACCAGCUCAAGAUCGACAUCAACAACACCAAGGCUGCCCUCAGCAGGUCGGGCUAUAGAACGCGCUAUGUCGUGGUUCUCCUAAGCGAUGGUACGGUGUCCUCUUCUAUGCAAGAGUUUAUGCAGGAGCGCCUCGACAACAUUAGAAGGGGCGUUGCUAUGGACACAAAGUCGUUCUUCUACUUGUCACCCCAUGACCUGUCGGAAGACUUGGAGCACGCAGCGGACUCCAUGCUGGCGGCCGUGUUUCUUCAAGCUAUAGAGUACUACCGCGAUCUCGGGCGUCACGCUAGGAAGAAGCGCAGCCGAGGUGUCGCUCCGCAGCCCACAGUGCCGCCCACAAACACGUCACAAACACUCACGGUGCAGGACUGGAACGUGCGAUACGACUACAAGGCGGGUAUCUUCGCCGAAUUCCGACAAGAAAUGGAUGCGGCGCUACGCUCAUAUGACCAAGCCUAUGAAGGACUCCUCAGCCAAGAUGUCAUGGACAUCAUUCCGAGCUGGAGUCCAAGAUGGAACGAAGCGCGGAUGCUGGCCGAUGUCAUCGCGAUACGCAGCAUACGAUGCUUGCUCUGGGGCGGGCAGACAACCGCUGCGGUGCGAAGAUGGCAAAUCCACCGUGACAGAAUAGCCGAUUUCAUCGACAGACGUGGCCGAGGCACCAACAACUACGGCUGGGCCGCAUGGGAAUCAAGGUGGGCCGUGGUCAUGGCCAACUUGAUCGAAAGGGUGGAUGUCCGCAGCCUAGCGCCAUCGACGCGAGCUCUAUUCCUCCAGCCAGAGAAGGCUGCCAUGAGCGAGCGACUGCAGCCCUGGGAGCUGCUGCAUCACACGGGAUACUGGUACCGCAUUGCUGCUGAACAUCUGGCUGCUCGGCGGGCCCUUGCUCGGUCCAUCCCAGAGGCAGACCGGCGCUCGCCAGAUACCACCCCGGCAUCGGCUGUUGCCAGCAGGGCCUUUCAAUACGACACUUACAUGUGCCCAGACCCCCAUGAAGAGUUUCCUAUUCAGGGGAUGGGCGUAAAUCACUCCCAACUUAUCAUAGACUGCUUAAUGGCAGCUAGAUCACAGUUCCAGGCGCGGCGACAGCUUCGGUUGUCGGCCGAAUUGUCGCUGGAAUGUGCUAAGGAAAUGGUCAAUCUGAAGGCGUGGGACGGCAUAGUCGCGUUGUUGCGGCCGCUAUGGGAGGACAUGUCGUUUAGAACAGAGGGCUGGCUGAACAUCACCGAAGAUCUGAGCUGGGUGCUACGCGCUGCAGCCGCCCAUGCUGGUCAGGGAGAGCUUGUAGUUGCCAUUGACUGGGAGCUGCUGAACAGGAAGUUCACGCGGCGGCCCAAGUGGCAUUAUGACAUCUCCAGAUCCCUAGAGGGUCUAAAACUCGAUUCGAAGCCAACUGUGACGAUAAACGACCACGUCAUCUCUUCCUUCAUCUCCGCCUCCUUCAUCUUCAAGACCGAAGACGGUAAAGCGGGCGAGACUUGCCAGGCACAACUUGCGAUUAAAUCAGACGCCUUCCCAGACGCGACAACAGUAACUCUCAAGGGCUUGAAGAUUGAUUUUGAAGGCAGCCUCAAGACCAUCACUCUAGACCACGAAGCAGACUCUAUAACUGGCGCAGAAAAGGGCAAUGUGAUGCUAUCAAACGUGCCUCUGUCCGAGACAGCUCGAUCAGACGCAGGAGAAGGCGAGGAAGGUCCAUCAGGGCUCAGCGGAUCUGCAAACUUGUCGGUGAGGCCGGGUCGCACAAAUGUCUACGAAAUGGCGAUACCCCUUCGAGAACCCGGAGAGGCCCACGCUUCCUCGGCCACUCUGAUUGUGGAAACGGACGCGUUCACGCUCAACUACACCAUCGCCUUCCGAGAUCUGGGAGCGGCGGACUUCUGGUUUGGUCCCUCCUUGUCGAGGAGACGAAUUGUGCGGCAGAGAGCCCACUUUAUCCAAGUACACCCGAGGCCACCCAAGCUGGAGAUCAAGCUGGCACAGCCCCUGGACCAGUUCUACGCGAAUGAGCCCAUGGAUUUGGUCUUGGACGUGGUCAACGCUGAAGAUGCAGAGGCGAUCGCCAAGCUGGAAGUCCAUGUCUUUGGCGAACAUAUCCCGCCCUUCCGAGUCCACAUUGAGAACGAAGAGGAGCACAGCGCGGAAGCUGGCAAAGAGGAAGCCAAGCUUACAGGUCUCUCACUCGGCACGCUGGCGACGUCGCAAACGACCCGCGUCAAGAUCAGUCUGGAUCCAGUACAGUUGACGACCUCGUACGACGUGACGCUGAGAGUCUUCUACCAUCUCGCCACGGACCCGGCGACCUUGAUCAUGCAGAUUAUGCCCGUCCAGCUUACCGUCGUCAACCCCUUUGAAGCCAACUACGAUCUCAUCCCCCGCCUCCAUCCCGACCCCUGGCCAAGCUUGUUUGACCACGAGGGCGUGCAGGAUCCCUCUACAGACGAAGCCGCAUUGCAGCCCUGCGGACUGGCGCAGAAGUGGUGCCUGGUGUGCCACUUUGCCUCGUUCGCGACGGAGGACCUGGAAAUUGUCGGCAUGGACGCCGAGGUGGUUGCGUGCCAUAACCGCGCACGAUGCACCACGGCAAGCCGACCGGAGAUUCCAGAAGGAGGCCUUCGCAUCCCGCCGAAGCAGAUGCAGGAGGCGCAGUUCAACUUGGUGGCGCAGAAGUUCAGCCUCGACGACAAGGGGCCGGCGUCUCUUGACUUGGCUUUUGUGCUCAGGUGGAGGCGGACAAAGUCUUCGACGGCGGCCGUCAACACGACCAGAAUGCUCGUCCCGCGAUACAUCGUACUGGGCACCGAGCCCCGCGUCCUCGCGUCGUAUUCCCUCGCUAACCCGCUGACGGGCCUGAUCCACCUAGACAUCACCAUUGAGAACCCGUCAAGCCACUUCUUGACGUUUGGCCUGAGCAUGGAGCCGAGCGACGAGUUCGCGUUCUCCGGCUCCAAGCAGACGACGCUCCACGUGCUGCCGGUCUCCAGGAGGACCGUCACAUACCGGUUGCUGCCCCUCGUGAGAGGCGACUACAUCCGGCCCACGCUCGUGGUGAGGGAUAAGUACUUCCAGAAGGUGCUGAGGAUCAUCCCGACGGAGGGCAUGAAGAUCGACAAGGAAGGCCUGCUGGUGUGGAUCCCGCCGGAGGAGAGCGAGAAGGAGCAAGAGGGGCGAGACGAUAGCUAG
This is a messenger RNA of Colletotrichum spaethianum, 3681 nucleotides long. RefSeq names its product trafficking protein particle complex subunit 12. NCBI's taxonomy places the organism in Eukaryota, Fungi, Ascomycota, Sordariomycetes, Glomerellales, Glomerellaceae. Bases 1 to 3681 code for a protein of 1226 amino acids. The record is from RefSeq and is a predicted model, not a curated record. The transcript has 3 exons.